AUGACAUACGGUUCGAGCAGUGAGGAGGACGAGUUUCCGGACGUCGAGGUCAUGAUCCGGAAGCACAAACAGAAGACCCAAGGAAAGCAGCGCGACGGCAACAAGGAGAACGCACUCAAGGCGCCCAAAUCGACAACCGUGGAGAAGUUAGAGAGGAAAGGCAAGGAUAAGCAAGGAGGCUCAUCUGCGCCAGCGACAGCAGUAAAGGCCACGCCUCUACGACGACGGAAACUCGGACAGGCGGGCCAGACUAUAGGCAGCUCACUACUAAAGCCAUGGAACGACUCAGAAGACACAUCCAACGCGCCCGGCGACGGCAUCUCAAAGUUGAAGACAUCGCGUGGUGCGCGGUCGCGAGAGGGGAGUGCGGAAUCUUCUACUGUUGCUUCAACGAAUGACCUGCUGGAUCGCGCGCCGGUAAAGGUCCGUCAGACUGGAUCUCGCACCGCCUCGAGCAGUAUUGAACAUGAGGACGAUAUUGUCGUGGAAGAACGCAAGAAGCCGCGGCGACUGAUUACACGAGGAGAACGAAAGGCAAUGGACCAGAGCUCCUCGAAAGAGCUCGCAAAGGCUCAAAUUCACGUGAGCGAAUCUGAGGAAGAGGGAGCUAUCGAUGACUCCAAGUACGACCUUGGAUUCAGUGAGGAUGGCAUGUCCGACUUCAUCAUCUCAGCCGACGAGGUCGGAGCGGAAGCCUCAGACUCGGAGUCGGAUAUUUUCUUGACACCGCCUAAGCGGCGGUCGAGAAGUCCAUCUGAGACACUGCGGAAGCCUCGCAGAGUACUAUCACCUUCCAAAGACCCGGCCACAACGGCAUCCAAACGAACAGAUCCCGCGAUCAGUCUCGAGAAGCCUAGCAAACCUGCCUCAAAGGAGCAUUCCAACGACAAUGUCCCGAGAGACAAAGCCAGCACAGCUCCGAAGCCAGCCAGAACCAACAAAGGGGACCUGGAAGAUGCCUUCCGGAAGCUCCAGAUCUUCAAUGAGGACUCUGACCCGGACGACAUGCCCGUCAAGGGCAAGAACCCCAUCUUGGAGCCAAUGACGCCCAGGAAGACGCUGACGGCCUCGCCGCUCAAAACGCCCAAGAUCCCUCUCUCGCCCUGGAAGCCCGAGCACAAGGAGUUCUGGGACCCCGAGGUGAACUUUGCCUGGAUCGACAAGCACUCGCCGCCCAAGAAGAGCAGCAGCCCCAAAAAGCUAGACCUAACCGGCGGAGCAAGCACAUCAGACUUCAAGGCCGAGCUGAAGCGCAGGUACGGCAACAGCCCCGAGAAGCGGGACGCGAAGAAGGCGUUCGACGCCAUCAAGGAGGACCUGGCGCGGAGUUUUCUGCGCGAGCUCGACGAGCGCAUCACCGAGGGCCGGCUGGAGAGGCUGACGGAGUGCACGGGCGGUCUGCGGAUCGUGUGGUCGAAUACGCUGAACUCGACGGCGGGCCGCGCGCACUGGAAGUGCAAGACCAUCACCACGACGUCGCGGCAGCCUACCUCCUCCUCCUCCUCUUCCACAUCCGCCUCGUCCACCACGACGACCGUCAAGCAGCACCAAGCGCACAUCGAGCUCGCCACCAAGGUCCUGACCAACACCCCGGACCUGCUCAACACGGUGGCGCACGAGUUUUGUCAUUUGGCCGUGUUCAUCCUCGACGGCAAGCCCAAGUCGGCGCACGGGCCCGAGUUCAAGGCCUGGGGCGCGCGCUGCGGCGCCGCGUUCGGCCGCGAUCGCGGCAUCGAGGUCACUACCAAGCACAGUUAUGAUAUUGAGUACAAGUACAUCUGGCGGUGCGACGAAUGUGCCGCAGAAGUGCGAAGGCACUCCAAGAGCGUCAAUACGAGCCGCCAGCGCUGCGGCGGGUGUCGCGGCGUGCUGGUGCAGGUCAAGCCCGUUCCCCGGGGCGGAGGCAAUACUAAUACCGGUACGAGUGCGGAUGGGAAGAAGGGUGGUGGUGUGGCGGCGGCGGACGGUGUUGGUGGAGGGAAGCCGGCGUCUAGGAAACAGAGCGCGUGGCAGGAGUUCAUGGCGUGGGAGAUGAAGGAGAUCAGUGCCGCGAACAAGGGCAUGUCGUUCAAGGACCGGAUGGCGGUCAUUUCGGCCAGAUGGAACGAGCAGCAGAUAGGUGGUGGCAAGGAACGGGCUGGCGCGGUGGAGGUUAUUGAGAUUCGGGAUGAUGGGGAUCGGGAUAAGGGGGUGGUGAAGGGGCAGGUUGGGGCUACGUAUGACCUGUUCUCGUAG
Messenger RNA from Anthostomella pinea, 2235 nucleotides. Lineage: Eukaryota; Fungi; Ascomycota; Sordariomycetes; Xylariales; Xylariaceae. The record is from the annotation of a GenBank genome assembly.